UUCUUGGGUCUCUUGUUAAGUGUUAAUUGUUCGCCAAAAUUAAUUUAUAAAAAGUACUACACGGACGAGGGAAUCCCAAUUUAACGACCAUGGCUUCCGAGCAAAUAGAAUCCAAAAAUGACAAAAGAAAGAAGGCAGUAAUUAUGAGUAACGACAGAGCGCUCAAAUUGAUUCAAUUGAUUAAAAACAGAGAAUGUCUGUGGAAUAAGUUGCACCGUACAGGCAUUAACCAAUCCCAAGUAGCUGAUGCGUGGAAGGAAGUGUCCAUUAAAAUGCAACUUCCCGUAGAUUUUCUUCAACAGAAAUGGAAUUCACUUCAAGGCACCUUUCGGCAUGUUAGGGCCAUCCAUGAAAAAAUCAUCGCAACUGCCCCAGAUGCCAAGAAUGUGCGACAACCUACUUGGUUUGCCUAUCGAGCGAUGCUGUUUCUGAAUCACGUCAAUGUUUCGCGCGUAAAGGCGGAGUCUUCGAACCAACAGUUGAUUUGUAAUGUAAGAGUUGAAGCUAAUUCAACUCACGAGGAACAGAAAUACGGUGACGUUAACCAAGAGGGGUUGGAUAUAUUUGCCAACGAAUCCAAAAUUAGUAAAACGAGGUCAUUUAAACUGAGUCACGCUAGAACGCUUCAAUUGAUUCAAUUAAUUAAAAACAGGAAAUGCCUAUGGAAUAAGUACCACCCAACAGCCAUCAACCAAUCCGUAGAUGAUGCGUGGAAGGAAGUAUCUAUUAAAAUGAGACUUCCUGUGGAUUUCCUUAAACAUAGAUGGAACUCACUAAAAGGUUCCUAUAGGGGUAGAAAAUCCAUCCGUGCCAAAGCUAUCGCUGCUGCUUCUGACGGCAAAAGUGUACGACCACCCUGUUGGUUUGCAUACGAAUCGAUGCUGUUCUUAAAUGAAGUCAGUGUUUGGCGCGUAAAGGCAGAAUCUUCGAACCAACAGUCGAUUUGUAAUGUAACAGUUGAAGGUAAUUCAACUCAUGAGCAACAGGGUGAAAUCAACGAAGAGGCGUCAGAUAUAUUUACGAAUGAAGUUAAACAUUCGGAUAACAUCGCAAUAGACACAUCAAUCACCGAAACGGAAGGGGAUUCGACUUAUGAAGAAUACGGUGAUGUCAACCAAGAGGGGUUGGAUAUAUUUGCCAACGAAUCCAAAAUUACUAAAACGAGGUCAUUUAAACUGAGUCACGCUAGAACGCUUCAAUUGAUUCAAUUAAUUAAAAACAGGAAAUGCCUGUGGAAUAAGUACCAUCCAACAGCCAUCAACCAAUCCGUAGAUGAUGCGUGGAAGGAAGUAUCUAUUAAAAUGAGACUUCCUGUGGAUUUCCUUAAACAUAGAUGGAACUCACUUAAAGGCACCUAUAGGCGCAUUAAAUCCAUCCGUGCCAAACCUCUCGCUGCUGCUUCUGUCGGCAAAAGUGUACGACCACCCGGUUGGUUUGCAUACGAAUCGAUGCUGUUCUUAAAUGAAGUCAGUGUUUGGCGCGUAAAGGCAGAAUCUUCGAACCAACAGUCGAUUUGUAAUGUAACAGUUGAAGGUAAUUCAACUCAUGAGGAACAGGGUGAAAUCAACGAAGAGGCGUCAGAUAUAUUUACGAAUGAAGUUAAACAUUCGGAUAACAUCGCAAUAGACACAUCAAUCCCCGAAACGGAAGGGGAUUCGACUUAUAAAGAAUACGGUGAUGUCAACCAAGAGGGGUUGGAUAUAUUUGCCAACGAAUCCAAAGUUAGUAAAACGAGGUUAAUGCCAAUGUCGCAGAACCGAACGCUUCAAUUGAUUCAAUUAAUUAAAAACAGGGAAUGCUUGUGGAGUAAGUUGCACCGUACAGGCAUUAACCGAUCCCGCAUAGCUAAUGCUUGGAAGGAAGUGUCCAUUAAAAUGCGACUUCCGGUGGAUUUCGUUCAACGGAAAUGGAAAUCGCUUCAAGCUUCCUAUAGAACUUUAAAAUCCAUUCAUACCAAAAGAAUCGCUGCUGCUUCUGACGGCAAUAGUGUACGACAACCACGCUGGUUUGCCUACCGAGAUCUGAUGUUCCUGAACCAAGUACAUGCUUCGCGGGUUAUGCGCCAGCAUACGAUCCCGGAGCCAAUUUAUCAGGUAAUAGUCGAACCUAAUUCGACAUAUGAGGAACACAAUGAUACCGACCAAGAGGUGUCCGAUAUAUUUGCAAAUGAAAUGAAACAUUCGGAUAACAUAGCAAUAGACACUUUAAUCACUAAAACGGAAAGGGAUACAACCUAUGAAGAGCACGGUGAAACCAAAGAAGAGGUGUCCAAUGCCAACGAAAGUGCAUAUAGAGAUAGCAUAGCGACAAACACUGCAAGCAGCGAAUCAGAAGGAGUUCGGUUUGGGGCAUUGAUGGCUAGAAAGUUAGACAAUAUGUCGCCAAUAAGAAGAAAGAGAAUGAUACUGAAACUAGAAAAACUACUUCUGGACGAGGAGGAAGCUCGAUUUGUGGAAAAAUAUGGACCGCUUUAAGAAGAAGAAAUGUUUCAAAUCACA
Molecule: messenger RNA, 2498 nt
Organism: Anopheles aquasalis
Lineage: Eukaryota; Metazoa; Arthropoda; Insecta; Diptera; Culicidae
Biological process (GO): regulation of transcription by RNA polymerase II
Cellular component (GO): transcription regulator complex; nucleus
Source: RefSeq, a predicted model, not a curated record